UCAUGCCAAGUAUUGCCUCAGUGGUGUGUCGCACUUUCCGGCACGCGGUUGGGUUGGAGUGGGCCUCCGUGCCUGGUGAAAUACGUCACGUUUUAUAUACGGCCACUUCAAAACAAUACUAAAACGUAAAAAAGUGAACGUGUCUAAGAAUUGCAGUGAACUAACACACGGAUCAGCUGAUGUGUUGCUAAGUGGUGAAGACGACAGUGAAAUAUUCGUAUGUAGCGUGUUUUUCAUGACUCGAGAGGGUUCGUUUUGGGCAUAGCGGAUGUUUUAUGUUGGGAUCACCAUAGUAAAUCGUGUAAGUUUGGUUAGGUGUUUUCAGUUUUGAAAGUACGAUGAAUUAUAUUGGAUUUGUUGAGUUUUUAAAAGUUGAAACGAAUAUAAUGUGCCAAUUUUACCUUACCGAUAACACAUUAAGCUCACAUAAUUAAGAACAUUCCUACAUGUUCUCUAUGGACUCAAGUGCAAAGUUUAUGAAUUAUUAUUUACGUUUUAUAAUAUAUAUUCUUAUAAAUAAUUUCAGAUUAAAUGAAAGAAAUUGAGAUUAUAUUCGAUUAAAAUAUAACAACUACAAAGUGACAAGUACAUAAAUUAAUAAAAUAUGAGAGAUAUAAGGUGACAAAACUUUUAUAAUAGUUUUGAAAGAGGCAAUUUGCAUUCUAGUCAAAUGUAAAUACAUUGAGGCGGUUUGCUUACAGCAUCAUCGUCUGAGAAGAGACUUUAGUGACGGUAUCUAAAAUUAGUUUUUAAAUGUGAGUUCACUUCGAAGGCAAUUGAAAAGGUGGUGAGUUCAUCAAGAAGAAUACCGGGACACGUGCAGUAAACAUCCUGACCACAACAGUGACAGACGCUGCAUUUCGAACUACUGCGCGUUUCUCAGAGCUGACAGUAACAACAUGCAGGGCGGGAAAAUGACUACCAAGGAGAAGGGCUCCGAGAGAGAGAUCAGCAGCAAGACGGCCCAGAAACAAGAAUUCGUGCCUCCUGAUGGUGGCUGGGGAUGGAUCGUUGUCUUCGCCUUUGCCCUUAGCAAUGUGAUCGUUGUACCUAUUCUUCAGUCCUUCGGUUUGCUCUUCAGAGAAAGAUUCGAAACACUGGAGAUAUCAGGCACUGACGCGUCGGUCAUAAUCAACGUCAACUCUGCCUUCGGCAUGAUUCUUGGUCUUCUCAACGGGUUUCUCCUGAGAAGUUUCGGCUACCGCAAGAUUUCUAUAGCAGGAGCUGUUAUAAAUUCUAUUGGAGUCAUUCUCACAAGUCAAGCUGAUUCUUUCGGGUUCUUCCUCGCCACAUACGGCAUCAUCUCAUCCGUAGGUUUCAAUCUUCAGACUUCCGGGUUAAACUUGGCCAUUAAUACGUACUUCCGGGAGAGGCGUGGCAAAGCCGUGGGAUUUGGCAUGACAGCUAUGGGCCUAGGUCCAGUGUUCAUGCCGCUCGUCAUUAGUAAGCUAAUGAACGUAUAUGGAGUUAUGGGCACGGCGCUUAUACUGGGAGGCCUCUCCUUGCAUUCACUCGUAGCUGCACUGCUCCUGCAGCCAGUGAAGUGGCAUAUGAAACCCAAGGAAGUGACUCUCGAAACGAUGGAGGAUGCGAGAGAAGAGGACGAUGAAAUUGAGAAACGGAAAUCGCUCUUCAACGACGAGCCGACGACAAGACGGCAUCGGACUAUAACAGCAGGAUCGUCUAUCGACCACGAUAUCGAUACCCACUCAGUGUACGGCUUCGAGACACCUCUUUCAGAACGUCGUCUAACUGGCGGAGUCAGUGCGAGAAGAAGAUAUUCAUUGUCAUCUUUCAAACGGAGCACCUCGCACAUGGACGACAACCCUACCCGACCGUCAGCUUCCGACGUCAGUUGGUGGGCGUCGGCAGCGUCGCUUGACACAGCACACCUAGGAAGCAAUUACAGGAUCGACGACAACACGUAUCAACUGCUGAGCGAAGUCGACGAAGACGAGGAUCGACAAGGAAAGACGAAGGAAAAGAAGGAGCCGGAAACAGGGUCGGAUUUGGCUCUGUGUAACAGCAACUGCAAUGGGACGGGGCCGGUGCCCAAGAAUGGAAACUUACACGAUGACAAAGAUUCCACGAAGAAGGAAGAGGAGUCAGAGUCAGAGUCAGAAGAGAAGAAAGAGGAACCUACUUUGUGGCAGCGGUUGGGGAGGAGCAUCGUAGCAUUCUUUGAUCUGGGACUUCUGAAGGAUCCAGUCUACGUGAACUUGAUGCUUGGGAUGUCCCUUGCUAUCUGCGCUGAGCUGAACUUCAGUCUCUUGACACCGUUCAUUCUCAGCGACCGAGGGUUCGAUACUGACCACACUGCCAUCAUCAUGUCUGUGAUUGCUGGCCUCGAUAUCGUGUUCCGGUUUCUGGCACCUUUCUUCAGCGACUACUACAAGAUCCAGGCGCGUGUGAUGUACAUCAUUGCACUCAUAAUGCUCCUGUCCUCGCGAACAGCCCUGAUAUUCUCCCAGUCAUUCAAGGCGGUGAUUGUGGUGGCUGUAGCUCUAGGGGUGGCCAAAGGAGUGCGUACGGUAUACAUGACUAUUGUUAUACCGUGCUACGUCCCCAUCGAGCGCCUCGCAGCUGCGUCUGGUAUUCAGAUGGUCGUCAAUGGAGUGCUGCUGAUGGCGUUCGGACCUCUUAUUGGUUUGAUCCGAGACGUCAGUGGCAGCUACGAUUUGUGCAUCGGUUUCAUAAAUCUGCUGACUUUGAUGACCCUAAUAAUGUGGACUGUAGAGAUUAUAAUAACACGUUACCGACAUAGGGGUCAGCGGACCACAGACGAUAAAGCUGGAGACUAAGGAAUAUAUCUUCAGUCAUUUGUCUGCACAACGACCUAGGAGGCUAAAUGCGCACUGUGGAGGACUGGCUGUGUUAACUGCUCUGUGCUUGCAAUCGAUUGUAUUCGUGAAAUUCCGUGACUGGAAAUAGAUGUGGAUGAAAAGUGUAACUUGCCUCACCUGACGUAUAUUGGUCACAAAUCGCACUGGGUUUAAGAGGAACAAACGCAUCAUCAGUGAUAAUUGAGUGCCUGGAUAACGAAUAUAUUAGAAAUGGUGCAGAAGCGAUAAAGUAUCUUCGAGUGGCUGAAAGACUGUGAAAAAAAAAUCUGUGUUUGUAGUGACAAACUUUGAUAUUAGAGGCCCCGAAUGAAAGCCGCACUAUUAUGAGCUAUGACGCAAAUUUAAAUUAAAUUAAAUUAAAUUUUAAAUUCCGAUGCAAGAUACUGUACGUAAUCAACACUGACAUUUUGUUUGUUCAUUUGAAUUAGUGAAAUGCUGUUAUGACAACCGACAGCAUCACUGUUGUUUAAAAAGAAUAACAUACAUCAGAAAUGAAAAUCAAAUUCUAGUAUGAAAAUAUAAACGGAAGGUACUGCUAGAAAUGUCGUGAGAGGAGAGGAUAAUAUUAAAAUAGAUCUUGAAGAACUGGAGUAUGAAACUGUGUAAAAUGUGUAACGACAAGGUAAAAUGUCGUACUUUUAUGAACAAACUGAAACACCUUUGGUUCAAUAAAAGCAGAGAAUUGCAAAACUAG
Molecule: messenger RNA, 3537 nt
Organism: Cryptotermes secundus
Lineage: Eukaryota; Metazoa; Arthropoda; Insecta; Blattodea; Kalotermitidae
Exons: 10
Coding region: 900-2801 (633 amino acids)
Biological process (GO): transmembrane transport; monocarboxylic acid transport
Molecular function (GO): monocarboxylic acid transmembrane transporter activity
Source: RefSeq, a predicted model, not a curated record